Amoebophrya sp. A25 is the source of this 364-nucleotide messenger RNA. Lineage: Eukaryota; Dinophyceae; Syndiniales; Amoebophryaceae. The record is from the annotation of a GenBank genome assembly.
AUGCCGAGGACGAGGAGCUGUUAUGAAAAUCAAAAUGAGUUUGAUUUUGAAUAGGUGUACUCUUGUCAUUGUCUCUGUAUACUGAAUAAAGUAGUGACAUUUUUUUUUCGAAUCUUCAACCAAGUGUUGAUGGUUGUUGACAUUGAAGUUGAUAGUUCAACUAUGGGUAACCACGUCUACUGUUCUGGUGACGUAGUAGAUUCAGAAGAUUCUUCGAGGUCUAAAAAGAGAAGAUGAUGGAGAGGAAUGAUCUGAAAGGCUCACGAGCGGACCUGCAAGGUUCUAGGGCCCUACUUCCUUCCGGUUCCGCGUGCGUCAGCGACGAAAAGGAGGGCGGACUCAUGGAAAAGAACUUGCUGCAGGG